AUGGAAGACGCGCUGGCAGGCGCAGACGUCGACCUGAGGAAGGGAGCAUGGACGGCAGAAGAGGAUGACCUCCUGCGGAAGCUCGUCGAGACGCACGGGCCGAAGAACUGGUCCACGCUGAUCGCACAGGGCAUUCCGGGGCGAUCGGGCAAGUCGUGCAGACUGCGCUGGUGCAACCAGCUCAACCCCGAGGUCAACAAGCAGCCCUUCACGGAGUGGGAGGAUGCCGUGAUUGUCUUGGCGCAGCGCGAGUACGGCAACCGCUGGAGCAUCAUCGCGAAGAUGCUGCCGGGCCGCACGGACAACGCCGUGAAGAACCACUGGAACUCCACGCUCAAGCGCAAGCACCAGAGCAACACGCUGUCGAACCGCCACAUUCGCCGCGACGCGCGGUUGGAGGACCUGUUGCGCGGCACGGACGUGUCGCGGCCCGAGGACCCGCGCGCGGGCGCGCAGGCGGGCGCCGGGGGCCGCGGGAACGGCGCGGGCGCGGCGGGCGCCGCGGGUCGGCGCCGGGCGCGUCGCAGGGGUCGUUGGGCGGCGACGAGGGCGUGCGGCGGGGCGCGCGGCGCCGCCGCGGACGCGACGAGCGGGCGCAAGCGCGGGCGGCGCAGCACGCGCGCCGGGCCGGCUGCGUCCGGCGCGGACAGCGAGGGCACGUUCGCGAGCGAGGAGGGCCGGCCGUCGAGCAGCGCGCGCCCGUCUUGGCGACGGUCGCCCGACUCGACGGCGCGCGGGUCGCCGACGCGGCACCUCCCGGGCGCUGGGCGCGGCAGGGGCGCGCGCGCGCGGCCGUGGCCGCGGAGGCCGAGGGGGCGCGCGGGGCGGCGGGCUGCACGGCGGGUGCGGCGGCGCGGCGCUGGGCGCGCGGGGGGGCGCGCGCGGGGACGGCGGCGGGCGCGGCGCGCUGGGCGGGCGGACGGGCACGCGCGGGCGGCGCGCGCAGCAGAGCCUGCAGCGCACGGUCCUCGAGCGCCAAACGCGCCCUUCUGCGCAGGAGGCUGA
Messenger RNA from Pedinophyceae sp. YPF-701, 1005 nucleotides. Lineage: Eukaryota; Viridiplantae; Chlorophyta; Pedinophyceae. The record is from the annotation of a GenBank genome assembly.